AAAAACAAAAGUCUUGUUCCAUACUUCCAUUAAUCAAAAUUAAACACCAGCCGAAAUAACAAAUUUGCCCCAAUUCGCACUCUAAUCAAACACAAAUCAACAAAGAAAAGUCAAAAUUGACGCCUCCUUCCCUUAUCUAUAUAAAUCCGUACUCCCAAAAUUCUGCGCACACACAUAUAUAGUAAUUAACAAUCCCUCUCCCUCUCUCCCCCUCUCUCUCUCUCUCUCUAUCUUAAAGAAAAAGCCAUGAGUUCCCUCAGCUGCUCUGAGCAGCUGGCGCCGCUCUUCGGCCCCAACGCCACGAACGCCGUCGCCGCCGCGCAAUACAUCUGCGGCCAGUUCGACACCGUCUCCGACAACUUCGCGAACACCGGCUUCGCCAUCGACACUACGUACCUCCUCUUCUCCGCCUACCUCGUCUUCUCCAUGCAGCUCGGCUUCGCCAUGCUCUGCGCCGGCUCCGUCCGCGCCAAGAACACCAUGAACAUCAUGCUCACCAACGUCCUCGACGCCGCCGCCGGUGGCCUCUUCUACUACCUCUUCGGCUUCGCCUUUGCCUUCGGCGCCCCAUCCAACGGCUUCAUCGGCCGCCACUUCUUCGGCCUCAAAGACGUCCCCACCGACGCCUUCGACUACAGCAACUUCCUCUACCAGUGGGCCUUCGCCAUCGCCGCCGCCGGCAUCACCUCCGGCUCCAUCGCCGAACGCACCCAAUUCGUGGCCUAUCUAAUCUACUCCUCCUUCCUGACCGGGUUCGUUUACCCGGUCGUCUCACACUGGUUCUGGUCCGGAGACGGUUGGGCCAGCCCGACCAACACGGGUAACUUAUUAUUCGGAACCGGAGUCAUCGACUUCGCCGGGUCGGGCGUGGUUCAUAUGGUAGGCGGUAUUGCCGGUCUAUGGGGAGCUUUAAUAGAAGGCCCGAGAAUCGGCCGGUUCGACCAUUCCGGCCGGGCCGUGGCCCUCCGCGGCCACAGCGCUUCUCUAGUAGUUUUAGGAACCUUCCUUUUAUGGUUUGGGUGGUACGGGUUCAAUCCCGGUUCAUUCAACAAAAUCCUAAUCCCCUACGCUACUAAAAGCUACUACGGCCAGUGGUCCGCCGUGGGGAGAACGGCGGUUACCACCACUCUAGCCGGCUGCACGGCGGCUCUGACGACUCUAUUCGGAAAACGGAUCCUCUCCGGCCACUGGAACGUGACGGACGUCUGCAACGGGCUUUUAGGCGGAUUCGCGGCGAUCACGGCAGGCUGCUCGGUGGUGGAGCCGUGGGCGGCGGUGGUGUGCGGAUUCGUGGCGGCGCUGGUGCUGAUCGGUUGCAAUAUGCUGGCGGAGCGGCUCAAAUUCGACGAUCCGCUCGAGGCGGCUCAGCUGCACGGCGGCUGCGGCGCGUGGGGGGUGAUCUUCACGGCGCUGUUCGCGACGGAGAAGUACGUGAACGAGGUGUACUCGGGCAAGCCGGGGCGGCCGUACGGGCUGUUCAUGGGCGGCGGCGGGCGGCUGCUGGCGGCGCAUUUGAUCCAGAUCCUGGUUGUGGCCGGGUGGGUCAGCGUCACCAUGGGCCCUUUGUUCUACAUUUUGCAUCGGCUUAAGCUGCUCCGGAUCUCCAAGGAGGAUGAGCUAGCGGGUAUGGAUCUGACCCGGCAUGGUGGCUUUGCUUACGUGUACGAAGAUGACUCGCAUAAGCAAGGGAUUCAAAUGAGGAGAGUAGAGCCAAGUCCUAACUCCAACCAAAUUUAGAAAAAAAAUUGUGUGAAGGGUUUAAUCUCUAUUUUAUUUUUAAUUUUUUUAGAUGAGGGAAAUUCGAGAGUGUGUAGUAUUGGACAAAAUGCAAAUCCUCCUAUUUUAGUGUAUUAAUUACUUCAAUGAUAUGCAUAUUUCUGUUAUAUGUGCUAUUUGUGUAAGCAUAAAAAAUAUUUGGUAGUGUGUAAAGAAUUUGAAAGAAAUGUGGAAUGGUAAAUAUUUGGAUUGAGUUUGA
Molecule: messenger RNA, 1975 nt
Organism: Salvia miltiorrhiza (redroot sage)
Lineage: Eukaryota; Viridiplantae; Streptophyta; Magnoliopsida; Lamiales; Lamiaceae
Product: ammonium transporter 1 member 1
Exons: 1
Coding region: 247-1737 (496 amino acids)
Biological process (GO): ammonium homeostasis; ammonium transmembrane transport
Cellular component (GO): membrane
Molecular function (GO): ammonium channel activity
Source: RefSeq, a predicted model, not a curated record